CUGUGCUGAGGCAGCUCUGGAUGGUAAGGCGCAGCUGAAGCCCACAGCGGAGGCCCCUGGGCCAACCAGGGUACCCUGCCAAAGGCAAUGGCACUACAAGCUCCCACCGCUAUUGGCUCUGGGGAAGUCUCUCAGUGUCAGGACCUAGGACCUGCCCAGCCCACACAGAAAGUGGCCCAACCCCAGUAUCUGGUUCCAGAUGGGCACCUUGAGAAGCUCCUGGAGGGACGUGGCCUUCUGCAGAAGUUGACUGGCUUUCACAUCACCAUUGCUUUUGUGCACCUGGCCCUUGGCGGUUAUCUGCUCUCCACAGUCAAGAAUCUGCACUUGGUGGUGCUGAAGUGCUGGUAUCCAUUCUGGGGAGCUGUCUCUUUUCUCAUUUCAGGGAUCAUGGCCAUGACAACAAUGACAUUUCCCUCCAAGACCUCUCUGAAGAUACUCUCUGUGACAGCAAACAUCGUCAGCUUGUUGUGUGCACUGGCUGGCUUCUAUCUCAUUGCCAAGGACCUCUUUCUGGAGAGCCCUUUUCCAUGGCCAAUCUGGAGACCAUACCCCAACCCCACAGCCUACAUCCAGAGACUGGAGCUUGCCCUGUUCUGCUUCACCUGCCUGGAGAUCUUCCUGGCAGGGCCCACAGCCGUCACAAUCUGCAGGAUGAAGCGCCUGCGUGCAGAGGAUAAGGAUGACAGCCAUCUUGAUUCUGACGCACCCAUGAAAGGUGAAGGUGUCGCUGGGGCUACCACCAUGCUGUGAAAGCGUGGCUCAAGGUCCAAGGAACUUGAGAAAGCAGUUGAAGACUUCUCACUAAUAAAGACUGAAUUCCUACACUGCCAAGUCCAUUCCUGCCUCCCAGCAGCUGGACUCCAGUGAUGACACAGGCGUGACUCACACAAAUAAAUGCAUAACUGCUAUAAAGAGAAA
This is a messenger RNA of Meriones unguiculatus (Mongolian gerbil), 921 nucleotides long. RefSeq names its product membrane spanning 4-domains A10 (gene Ms4a10). The transcript has 9 exons. Bases 88 to 753 code for a protein of 221 amino acids. The record is from RefSeq and is a predicted model, not a curated record. NCBI's taxonomy places the organism in Eukaryota, Metazoa, Chordata, Mammalia, Rodentia, Muridae. Gene Ontology annotation, cellular component: plasma membrane. Gene Ontology annotation, biological process: cell surface receptor signaling pathway.